UUGCCAAAAUUUCAUUGGGUCUCCGGGUUGAGAUGGUUCAAUCCCCGUCUACUGUCUGGAGAUUGAAAAACAAAAAGGGAAGAGAGAGAGAGAGGUGUGGGUAGACUUCUGCUCUUCGGGUUUUACUUCGACAUUUCUCUUCCACCAGGAAAUCUAACAGGAACACUAUAUUUGUAUUUUCUCAUCAUCCAUCUCUCUGCUCCAUUUCUUCGUCAGUGAAGCUUGGUUGAUUUCAUGGACUCUUGUUUGAGUAGCUGCUUUGGAAAUAGCUGAUCCAAGAACCACUCAUCUCUUACUAACUGAAAAUUGGACCCAUUAUUGGAGAAAGAAGGAUGGCUGAUGUAGUAGCAGGUGCAGCAGCAGUUGAGGUUUAUAAAGAUGGAAAAAGCUUAUUAACUUCUGGUAGUUCCAAAAUUGCCUAUGUGAAAGAUUUGAAAAAAAACUAUAAAAAGUUAAUACAGGAAGCAAGAAAGCUCUGGGAACUAAGAGAAGCUAUAGAGACAGAAAUAAGCAGACAUAAGAUAAGCCCAGUGACAAGAGAAUGGAUUGUUAAGGUUGAGAUGAUCAGAAGUGAAGUGGGAGAACUUGAAACUAAAUAUAAUGAUGAAAGGAAGCAUCCGUGGAGAUUGGUUCGCAUUUGGCCGCAUUCAAAUCUUAGCAAAGAUAUAGCAGAGAAGUGUAAGCAAGUUCAAGGUCUAUUGGAAGAGGGAAAUCUUAAAAGAGGAAUACUGGUCGCGGAAUUGCCAGAACCUGUUAGGAAAAUACAUGCACCGAAACUAGAACACAACUCAUUUCUACACCAAGUUGUAGAAGAUGUAGUGAGUUUUCUAGACGAUAAGCAAAUAAGAAUAAUAGGAAUCUGGGGAACAGUGGGAACGGGAAAAACCACCAUAAUGCAAAACUUGAACAAUCACAAAGAUGUUGCUACAAUGUUUGAUAUUGUCAUCUGGGUAACUGUCUCAAAGGAGUGGAGCUUAAAAAAGUUGCAAGGUGCAAUCAUGCAGCGGCUAAAAUUGAAUAUGGAGAGCACUGUUGACAUUGAGGAAAAUGCUUGGAGAAUUUCUGAAGAGUUGAAGGGAAAAAAGUGUUUGAUUCUUAUGGAUGAAGUUUGUGACUUUAUUGAUCUACAAGAAGUAAUGGGUAUCCAAGACCACCAAGAAAGCAAGGUAGUGUUGGCGAGUAGGCUUCGUGAUAUCUGCAAGGACAUGGAUGCUGAUGAGCUAAUCAAUGUGAAACCAUUGUCAGAUCAUGAAGCUUUCAACAUGUUCAAGGAAAAAGUGGGCCGGUCCAUUCACUUCCCAGGGAUUAAACCAGUAGCUGAGUUGGUGGUUAGAGAGUGUGGGGGAUUGCCAUUGCUGAUAGACAGAGUAGCAAGAACCUUUAGAAAGAAAGAGAAAAAUGUUUCCCUUUGGAGGGAUGGAUUGAAUAAUUUGCGAAGAUGGGAGAAUACUCAAGGCAUGGAUGAAGUGCUUGAAUUUCUGAGGUUUUGUUAUGAUAACUUAGAUAGUGACGCAAAAAAAGUUUGUUUUUUGUAUGGUGCGUUAUAUCCUGAAGAGUAUGAGAUUUAUAUAGAUUACUUGCUAGAAUGUUGGAGAGCUGAAGGUUUUAUUCCAGAUGCAGAUGAGUUUGUUCAUGAUGAAAAUGUGUUUAGAGAUGCGCGUGACAAGGGGCAUGCGAUAUUGGAUGAUCUUAUCAACGUAUCAUUGUUAGAGAGUAGUGAGAAGAGGAAAUGUGUUAAGAUGAACAAAGUUCUUCGCGACAUGGCCCUUAAAAUAUCAUCACAAAUUGGAGAUUCCAAAUUUCUGGCAAAGCCAUGUGAAGGAUUAGAAGAGCCUCCAAAUCAUGAAGAAUGGAAACAGGCAAGGCGCAUCUCUUUGAUGGACAACGAAUUGUGCAGCUUACCAGAAACUCUAGACUGUUGUGAUCUUUUGACAUUGUUGCUUCAAAGGAAUAAGAACUUGAGUACUAUUCCCAAGUUCUUCUUUAAAUCUAUGAGCAGUCUUCGAGUUUUAGACUUGCAUGGCACUAGUAUUGAAUCAUUACCUUCAUCUUUAUCCAGCUUGAUUUGUCUAAGAGGGCUCUAUCUGAAUUCUUGCAUCCAUUUGGUAGAACUCCCAACAGAGAUAGAAGCACUCGUGCAGCUUGAGGUGCUUGAUAUUCGGGGGACUAAAAUCAGUUUACUUCAGAUUAGAAGUUUAGUAUGGUUGAAGUGUUUACGAAUAUCAUUAUCUAAUUUUGGCAUGGGAGGCCAUACUCAGAACCAAUUGGGAAAUGUUUCGAGGUUUGUUUCAUUGGAAGAGUUCAGUGUUGUCUUUGAUUCAUCUAAGCAAUGGUGGGACAAGAUUGUAGAGGCUAUCUCAACAGAGGUGGCUACCUUGAAAAGAUUGACUUCUCUUCAGUUUUGCUUCCCUAAAGUUGACUGCCUAGAGGUUUUUGUUACGACAAGCCCAGUUUGGAAGAAGGGUUCAUGUUUGACAUUUCAAUUUGCUGUUGGUGACCAUGACUCAACCUGCUUUCAAAUUCUUGAGUCCUUUGAUUAUCCAAGCUACAACCGCCUGACAUUGGUGAAUAGCGAAGGAGUGAAUCCAGUAAUCUCGAAAGUGCUGAUGGAAACUCAUGCAUUUGGAUUAAUUAACCACAAGGGAGUUUCAAGACUAUCAGAUUUUGGCAUUGACAACAUGGAUAAUAUGCUGGUUUGUUUGAUUGAGAGAUGCAAUGAAAUUGAAACCAUCAUCAAUGGUAAUGGAAUAACAAAGGGCGUGCUAGAAUGCUUGGAAGAUUUACGCAUAAACAAUGUCUUAAAAUUGGAAAGCAUUUGGCAGGGGCCUGUUCAUGCUGGGAGUUUGACCCAAUUAACGAGCCUGACGUUAGUUAAAUGUCCAGAAUUGAAGAAAAUAUUCUCUAAUGGCAUGAUUCAGCAGCUUUUUGAACUACAACACUUGAGAGUUGAAGAAUGCGAUCAAAUUGAGGAGAUAAUUAUGGAAUCUGAGAACAUUGGACUAGAAUCCUGUUCACUUCCAAGGCUGAAGACACUAGUGCUCCUUGAUCUCCCAAAACUCAAAAGCAUUUGGGUUAGUGAUUCAUUGGAGUGGCCAUCUUUGCAGAGCAUUAAAAUUUCUAUGUGCGACAUGUUGAAGAGACUGCCUUUCAACAUUGCCAAUGCAGCCAAAUUGAGGCUCAUUGAAGGGCAACAGUCAUGGUGGGGAGCAUUGGUAUGGGAAGAUGAUGCCAUUAAACAACGACUGCAACCUCUUUGCAUUCUUAACUAGCUCGUGAUAUUCCAUUUUCUGUGCAACUUCUUGUGUUGACUGGGGUGGUUGCUGCCUCAACCACUGGUUUAUUGUGUGUCGGGCUCAAAAACUUUGGCAUGUACUUGUUUAAGACAUGCUAGUCUAUUAUUGUAUUUCUGUAAGCUUUUCUAAUAUGGAUUGUAUCUUUUUUUAGGAAAUAUUAUCUGCUUCGGAUUCGCUUUGCUUAUGGCUUGCGACUUUGGAUUGUAAUGGUGUAAAAUGUGAUUGCAAUAUGGAUGCUGUAUUUUCAUGUAUUCUUGGAAGCUACUUGACUGAAA
Vitis vinifera (wine grape) is the source of this 3568-nucleotide messenger RNA. RefSeq names its product disease resistance protein RPS2. NCBI's taxonomy places the organism in Eukaryota, Viridiplantae, Streptophyta, Magnoliopsida, Vitales, Vitaceae. The coding region runs from base 333 to 3269 and encodes 978 amino acids. The transcript has 3 exons. The record is from RefSeq and is a predicted model, not a curated record. Gene Ontology annotation, molecular function: ADP binding; protein binding.